Octodon degus (degu) is the source of this 884-nucleotide messenger RNA. It is a transcript of the gene Mrps14, whose product is annotated as mitochondrial ribosomal protein S14. Gene Ontology annotation, molecular function: structural constituent of ribosome. Bases 49 to 435 code for a protein of 128 amino acids. Gene Ontology annotation, biological process: translation. Lineage: Eukaryota; Metazoa; Chordata; Mammalia; Rodentia; Octodontidae. Gene Ontology annotation, cellular component: mitochondrial small ribosomal subunit; ribosome. The transcript has 3 exons. The record is from RefSeq and is a predicted model, not a curated record.
UCGGCGCUGUCAAUAAAGUUGUAGCGAUUUGUUGUUGUGGAGGACAACAUGGCGGCCUCCGUGCUGCGCUCGCUGCUGCGGACUUUCCGGCAGGUGGUUCCUUCUUCAGCCCCAGGCCAAGUUCGAGGUUAUUAUGUAGACUGGAGAAUGUUACGUGAUGUGAAGAGACGAAAAAUGGCUUAUGAAUAUGCAGAUGAGAGACUGCGGAUCAAUUCACUCAGGAAGAAUACCAUUUUGCCAAAAGAUCUUCAGGACGUAGCUGAUGAAGAAAUUGCUGCCCUUCCUCGGGACAGCUGUCCUGUUAGGAUCAGAAAUCGUUGUGUUAUGACGUCCCGUCCCCGUGGUGUGAAGCGGCGCUGGAGGCUUAGUCGUAUUGUCUUCCGUCACUUAGCUGACCACGGCCAACUUUCUGGGGUACAGCGAGCCAUGUGGUAAAUCAGCUCCAGAAUCUACCGAGCUUUCAGGGUAACCAGCCCCUGCCAAGAAAAGACUUUCUCAAUAAACAAAACCCUAAUUUUAUAGGGGUUCAGUUUACUUGUGUACCUUGUUUAUAACUAAAUUACUUUUAAAUUUUAUAUAAAGAAACUUGGAUGUUUCAUCAUCAGUGAAUCACAUUUUUGAUUUAAUAGUUAUACUGUUCCCACAUGCAGUAAAAUAUAGAAUUUAAAAUGUUCUAUGAAAACAUGUUAUGAUUUUCUUUUCCUAUGAGGGUUUUUGCGUUUUUAAAAGAAUGUUACUUCAUAAAGAGUUAUUUCUUACAGAUGACUUAGCCAACCAAGGGGUCAUUCAUGAAUGGCAUUUUGUAAUCUGCCUGCAGAGUUUACCUUAUAUAUUAAUUAUUGUUAGAGAAACAAUGAAUUGCAAGUAAAAGCUGGCAAAAAGAA